CUGUCAUUUGGAGUAACACCAGGCAGAGAGGGGUGCUGAGACACACGAUAGUCGGGAUAACAUUCCUUCAGCGUCAACUUUUUUAGGUUUCCAGACUCGGAUAAACUCCUGACACAUUUUAAAGACUAGUUAGCGCGAGCCAAUCAUCUGCAUGACAAAAGGACCAAAACUUUGCUACAAAUUCAGCGCACUAACCGACAAGCUGAAGCUGCGCACUACACCAACACUUUAACUGUUGAGAGACUGUGCAGCUCAAGAAGUUUAAUUAAUGACUUAAGUUUAGCUAAUGAAUGUCUGGGGAGGAAUUUAUUCGCGUAUCUUGCAGUACCACAUAGUUAGGUUCAGUCAUGUCAGUAUCACCUGUGCACUCAGCUCGGGUCAACACCUCCUCCUCCUCCUCCUCCUCCUCCUCCUCCUCCUCCUCAGCAGCAGCAGCAUCAUCAUCCUCCGCCGGCAACACGAGCCGGUUGCAGCCCAUUCGCGCCACGGUGCCCUACCAGCUCCUGCGUGGAAACCAGCAGCACAGCCCGACCCGCCCUCCCGCGUCCUCCUCCUCCUCCUCCUCCUCCAUCUCAGUCGGAAGCAACACAGAACCGACAGCAUCAGCCCAGCACAGCAGCUCCAGUCCCGGCAGCCCGACGCUCGCCAGCCCGGCAGGAAGCGGCUCGCUGGACGCUCGGCUGAUCCCGCGGCAGAGGCGCUCUCCACCGGAGCACAGGAGCUCACCCGAGCGCUGCCCUCAUUCACCUGUCCUUAGAGUUGAAAGGUCAAAGUCACAACAGGUGCGGAGCACAGGUGCUAUUAGACGGACUUGCUCUCUGGGUGCUAUCACCGGGCCUUACCUGAUAGGGCAGUGGCCACGUGAAUCCCACCUGCACAACCCCUCAUGCAUGAAAGACAAGUCCACACAGACUCCUGGAUGUUGGAGUGACGAGAGCGAAGAGAAAGGGAGCACACACCAGCGCUCGGCGUCCUGGGGCAGCUCUGACCAUCUUAAAGAGAUCGCUAAGCUCAGGCUCCAGCUUCAGCGCAGUAAGCAGUGUGGAGGCCAGCAGUGUAAGGACAGUAAAGAGCAUCUCCCCCCCCUCCCCUGCUGCAGCAGCACCACCACCAUUACUGCCACUACCAUCAGCACAGCUCCGUCGUCCAUGUCGAAGUCAGCACAGAUGCCACUGUCCAACAUCACAGUGCCAAAGCCCUCCAUCUCCAGGGUUCCCAGCAGCAUGGAGGGCAUCAACCAUGAGCUGGAGAAAGUCUUCAUCAAAGACAACGGAGAGAAAGAGGAGCUCAAGGCGCUGGAGGUUCCUGACGGGCGACGGGCUCCGUUUCCUCCUCAGCAGCGCAGCAGCAGCAGUCGUGGUAUAGACACUCAGACGUCAUCAGUGCCUGGACGCUCCAGCAGCUGCUCGAGCCUGUCGCCCUGCCCCUCGCCCGCAUGCCCGCCCCGCUCACAUGACGGCAGCCCUUACUCCACCGACGAGAUGCUGGACGACAGAGACAAAGACAGCGGCAGCAGUUCUCCUCUGCCUAAAUUCACCUCGUCCCCAAAACCCAACAACAGCUACAUGUUCAAACGGGAGCCUCCAGAGGGCUGUGAGAAGAUCAAAGUGUUUGAGGAAAUGACGUCCAGACAGUCAGCCACCGUCCCCCUUUUCUCCUGCCCUGACAAAAACAAGGUCAACUUCAUCCCCACCGGCUCUGCGUUCUGCCCUGUCAAGCUCCCGGGAUCCCUCCUCCAGCCGAAAGAGGAGAGCCAGGCCGGCCCCAGCGGCUCACACCACCACCAUCACCACAUGCCCACUCAGGUCUCCACCAGCACGAGCACAGACGACCCUCCCGAAUCCCCCUCCGAACAGCAGGAGGCGCCCUCAGAAUCGGCCUCCCAGCCUCAGAACUUUCAAGUCAGCUAAACGCGGCAGAGCUGGUCUCGGUCGCUCCGCUCCGCUCCUGUGUAGAGGACCGUUCGUUCCCCGUCCCAAACUUCCUCUUCUCUCUCUGAUGGACCCCACCUUUGUGCUGAAUCUUUACUAUCUGCAUGGCAUAGCAACUGUGGCCCGAACGAGAAUCGCAAAUGCAAACGCAGCCGAGGGGUUUGAGUAUGGUGUCUGGAUGGGGACGGCAUCUGAAGAAUGCGUUUUGGGAAAAGGACCUUAGAAUAUGCAAAUCAAAAAUUCAAAUGGCUUCACUGUCAUCUUGACAAAUGAGUGAGCGUCUCACACGGAAAUCAUAUUUAUUAAAUUUGCCUAUUGAUAAGUGCAGUCACAUUCCAGAAAUUUCCAUUUUGAUUUUUUUAGUGUAAGAUGUGGAUGUGUUCGCAAGUACUUUUCCAUCUGAUUUGAUUCCGCGUUGAUCCCGAGCAACUGCACAGCUGUUUUCAAACGCAGCUUUGCUUUCAUGUGUGCUUAAAAUUUAAGCAAAGUGGCAAUUGUAUGAGCACUAUAAUCAGCGAGUUGUCGCCUUUGAAAACACCGCCGAUUUACAAGGAGAAAGACGACUGACGCUUUCAGGAAGGUCUUAAUAGUGUCAGGGCAUGCAUUUGAAACUGAUCGUAUGUUUAACAUUAAUUAUGUGUCGUGUUCUCUUUCAACAUCCACAGUAUGAAUAAGCUCUCUCUCUAUCGAUAUAUCUAUAUAUGAGAAAUCUAUAUAUAAAGAAAUAAGCUUGUUUGAAUUUAAAACCGUGUAUUGCUGUGUUAUGUACAUUAUGGGAAAUGAGCUGCACUCCACGGUUGACGACUGUCCAGGUUUCCUACCUUCUGACGAUGAUGCAGAAAGAGAAAAACACAGAAAAAGUACUAAAGGUUUUGUUUUCACACCUUGUUGCACGGUGUCCGCCUGUGGCCUCGCUUCUGGUGCAUCACAAGCGGUUAACACUCAGGUAAAUCUCACAUUCAGAUCCGUCCCAUCACAUUCCAUGUUGAGAGGAUUGGGUCGGACACACUGUGUGUUGAAAACAUUAGACAACCCUCAUGAAUCAGACGUGCAUCAUCACAGUCACUAUAUGACAUACAUUCAGAUUUAAUAUGACAAACAACAGCCCAGAUCACAGGUUUGAGGAGAAGCAUUUUCUAAUGGCAUGUAAAAAAAAAAAAAAGAUUUUGAUAAUAAGAUUGUAACUUAUUAAAUGAAAUCCUAUUUAUUUACACCUAUUACUUUUAAACAUUUAAUUUCUUCAUUUAAUAAGUAUUAUUGUGACAUUACAACUUUAUUCUCUUAAUCUUCUCAAUUUUUUUUUUUUUUUACUUUAACAUGCUACUAGGACAUGCUGCUGGUGAUUAGUCUAAAAUAAAAGGCUGAAUUCACGAAGAAAUGUCUUGCUAAAAUAAAGAAUGCGUAAUGGAAUGAAGGGUAUUUUAAGGGCCAUUAAAAUAGUCUCUUUUUUGGCAUUGUGACAUUUUCUGAAUGAAUUGUAAUUGUAUUAAAUAGUAUUAAUUCAUUAAAAUCGUCAGAAAUUAAAAUGAUUCAUUACAACAAAUGCACUAAAUAAACAAUGUAUCAAUAAUUAGUUACCGAAAAAGUCAUAUUACAUGAAUGAAAAUAAUAUUUUCCACAUUAUGGUAUUAAAAAUUUGAGGAUUCAUGAACUAAAUCAUCAAAUAUGUCACAAUGCAAAAUAUAUAAUGGGCAUAAAACACUAAAAAUGAUCGCUGUGAUUAGUUAUCAUAAAAUUAAAAUUCAACAGAAUCAGUAAUAUGUUUUUUCUUGACUUGAAAUGAUAAGUUAUGUUGAGUUAACUUUAGUUAUAGUUAGAGAUUUGUUAAUUUAAUAUAAUAAGCUGUUAGGACUAAUUGCAGCAGCAUUUUUUAUGUUGAACCAAUUUUUAUUUUAUUUGAGCCUUUUUUGGGGGGAAAAAUGAAAUUGAAAUGUAGGUGAGAUUCACCUAAAAGCAUGGUUUUAUACAAGCAGGAUAUCUUUCAGUCAUAAAACACCAAGCCAAUAAUAAUAUUUAAAUCAGUCUAUGCCCAUACAGAGUGUAUCCGUUCACAUUAUCAUACAAGUUUAUAUGUACAUCGGCUGUUGUGACGACAUAAGCAUGCAUUUCUGAUUUCACUGAUUAUGAAAAAUAAUAAUCAACUUUUUGUCCAGGAACAAAUGACAGGCAAGCAUGAUUUGUCAGUGCAGGCUUUCCUUGUCUCAAAGCAGAAUUUUUAUAUGGUCAAACAAUGAAAUGUGCUUUUGCAAUCAAUAGAAAGAUAUUGAUUUAUUCAUCUCAUAAGAUCAUUCAUUGACACCCAACAUAAUCAUACAUGAUAAAUAUGAAAGGCUUUAAAAGUAACAAUGCAACCUUUUAUGCUGCACCUUAUAUCAAAAGACCAAGUAGUUAAGUCAAAGAUGAAGCUCAUUUUGGUAAGUGAAGGGUUUGCAAUAAUCAUACUCUUGUUUUAAAUGCUUGAAUAUCUGCACCAUUUCAUCUCCAUUCCAUGCAUGUGUGAUUCUGGAGCGGAAUCGGCACACAGCACUAAAGCCAUCGACUGCUAUCAAAACCAGCACUGCAGUGUAAGAGCACAUUGCUGGCCAUCGCGGGAGAUGUGUUUGUAGAUCAGGUGAAUAUGUCACGCUGACCUGCUGUCUGUUCACACACAAUGGCAAUAAAGCAUUUUGUUGUUGUGACUGUACAAACCAGAUAUGUGUGUGAAUGGAGGACAUCAUUUGAUUUGAAGGGGAAAAAUAUUGACAGGACGAAAGAACAAAACUGUUUUGGAAGCAUAUCACGCUGGGUUGUUUCAACCCAACCUUGGGGCAAAUAUGGACUAACCCCACCUUUGGGUUAUUUAAAAAUUUAGCCCAACAGCUGGGUUGGUCCCAAAGUUGGAUUGAAACAACCCAGCAUUUUUUAGAGUGUGAUAACUCUUUGCCAAUUCUCACGUCAAGAAAAUGAUUUUUUAAGCCUUGUAGCUUGAAUUGUUUUCCUGUGGGACAGACUGCGGAGCUUGCAUAAGGUUAUAGGCCCACUGUCCAUGUCUGCUGACUGUAUACAAAUGACAGUAUCAAAAGCCACACUUUCAACUUUUAGCCUCAAGCGGCUAAUUGUUUCUUUGUUUUAAUAAUAGGAACCUUGUGUUUUAUUUAAAUAAAAUAAACAUACGAAUUCAAA
Cyprinus carpio (common carp) is the source of this 5093-nucleotide messenger RNA. RefSeq names its product glucocorticoid-induced transcript 1 protein-like. The record is from RefSeq and is a predicted model, not a curated record. Lineage: Eukaryota; Metazoa; Chordata; Actinopteri; Cypriniformes; Cyprinidae. Gene Ontology annotation, biological process: podocyte development. Gene Ontology annotation, cellular component: cytoplasm.